UGAUCCGUCACGUGGUCUGGUGUCGUGGGUCACCCUUUUUGCAAAAUGGAGUUGUCUGAGUCUGUGCAGAGAGGGCUGCAGGCUCUCGCCGACGCGUCCUCCUUCGACCAGAGCAGCUUCCAGGCGCUGAUCGACGCGUCUCACCGGAGCCUGCUGUCCUCUCACGGAGACCCGGCGGUGCUCGAUCAUCCCGAGCUGAAGCAGAUCGACCAGAUCCUGCUGAAGCAGGUUCACACUGCAGCCACCACCUUCAUACUGGAGGCGGUCAAACAAAACGCAGACAAGUCGACGAUAAGCUCCAGCCUGGAAGAGCUCACAUUCAGUGCAGAGAAGAUAGAGAUAUUCUACAGCAUAUAUCAGGUACAUUUCAAGCCAUGUUGCAGUGAAUCUUUUAGCAACUUGUCUAAAACUUAUCGAUGCUUUUUUGUUUUGCAGAAACAUAAAAAAGAACUGGAACAUCUAUUAACAAGCAUAGGAAGGCGUCCAGCUCAGAUAAACGACAUUUCAUGGCGUCUCCAAUACCACAUGAAGAACGGACAGGUCGAUAAGGUCAACGAGCCUUUCUAUUCGAUAUCACUGAACAGCGAGAAAGACGGAUGCUCGGAAGAUAUCAACUUCACCUGCACAAUGGAGCAGCUGCAGGAUUUGGUGGGGAAGUUGAAAGACGCUGCCAAGAGUGUAGAGAAAGCCACAACGGGAUCACGUGACCAAAGCGGGGCGGUCGAACUACAAGCCAUUUUGGGGACGGUGUCAGUUUCCACGGAGCACACACACACUGCUGCAUUUUACUGGGGGCGAAGCGGAUAUUUUGGAGGCAAAGUUAUCGGUGCCGAAGUGGGAGCCCGACCGAGCCGAAGCCGAAGGUGUUGGGCUGUUCCGGAGCCGCGGAUCGGAUACGCACGCAGCGCGCAAGCGGCGAGGAAACGCGGAGUUUUAUUCGCACAUCUGAAAUGCGCUCCGGUCCGCCGUGCGCUCUCCGCCACUGACAGCGUCUGCAGCCUGCUUCAAGAUGGCGGCUCGGCUCCUAUUCAUUUUCUGCUGAUCGCCUCCCAACUUUCAUUGUCUAACCGCCUCAAGACCCACCGAUCCCCAGCCGAGCCUCCAGGAUUGUUGUUUCGUUCCCUCAACAUGCAUCGGACGACCAGGAUAAAGAUCACCGAGCUCAACCCUCACCUCAUGUGCGUCCUGUGCGGAGGGUACUUCAUAGACGCAACCACCAUCAUCGAAUGUCUCCAUUCAUUUUGCAAGAUGUGCAUUGUGCGUUAUCUGGAAACCAGCAAAUACUGUCCCAUCUGUGAUGUACAAGUGCAUAAAACCAAGCCACUGCUCAACAUUAGGUCUGACAAAACUCUACAGGACAUCGUGUACAAGCUGGUCCCUGGCCUCUUCAAAAAUGAAAUGAAGAGGAGGAGAGACUUCUAUGCGGAGCACCCUGUAGAUGCCUCGAACGGAUCAAAUGAGGAUCGCGGCGAGGUGGCGGACGAAGACAAGAGAAUAAUUACAGAUGAUGAGAUCAUCAGCCUCUCUAUUGAAUUCUUUGAUCAGAGCAGACUGGGAGUAGCAGUGGAGGACAAGCAGUCGAAAGAUCAGGUGGCUAACAAGAGGUACCUACAGUGUCCAGCAGCCAUGACAGUCAUGCAUCUGAGGAAGUUUCUGCGCAGCAAAAUGGACAUCCCCAACACCUACCAGGUUGAAGUCAUGUAUGAAGAUGAACCUCUCAAAGAUUACUACACGUUAAUGGAUAUAGCUUAUAUCUACACUUGGAGAAGGAACGGUCCGUUGCCGCUGAAGUACCGGGUCCGACCCAACUGUAAGAAGAUGAAGGUGAGCCACGCACAGCAGGAGGGCCAGAACAGCGCCAGCCGGUCCGGUCCGGAGAGCGACUCCGCCAGCGACAAAGCCGGAAGUCCCGCCGGGGCUCCGUCUACGUCGUCGUCGCUGCCGAGCCCCGGUACGCCUGCGCAGUCGCCUCAUCCGCAGCUGCCGCACGUCCCCGGCAGCAACAACAACAACAACAACAGCACCACCACCGUGAACGGGACUCCCGCAGCCGCCACAACAACCCCGACACCCGGCCGGCCCUUCACCCAGUUCGGAGCCGGAAAACCCCGCAAGGUCUCUCUGAACGGCUCGUCCACCUCCUCCGGAUGACGCGGGGCCUCGAACCGGAGCCGCCAACGCCAGACACCCGCUCAGCUAAUACUGUUUUCAUGCCAACGUAGUUCCAUUGUGUAGACAAAAUGUUCUCUCUCUUUCUCUCUCCAUUUGUUGUUAUAAAUAUUACGCCAUCGUUUGUAAGUUUAAACGUAGUGGAAUCAGAGACAUUUCAAAAGGAACGACGAGGAGGAGGAAGCUUUGGUGGGAUGUUUUUUUUUUAAAGAAGAAAGACGUUGACGGGAAAAAAACAAGAAAGUUGGAAAAAGGACACACAUAUAUCCCCCUUUUAAGGCUUACAUCUUUAUUUUACAGAAAUGACUGAAGGAGACUUUUAUGUUUCUACAAAUUAAACGUGUUUCUCAUGAUUCUCUCAUGUGUGUUGGGAUAUUUUGCAGUUUGCAUGCUCGCCUUUUUUCUCUUCUGAAAGAGGGUCCGGCGCCAACAGAAGUGUCAUUUUGACCAUUUUAUUUUAUUUUUUUAAAAAAUUUUGUUCCUGGCAUGGAAAAUUGGGGAGGAAAAAGAAGAGUUUGUAUAGCGCUGUUGACUUCACAGGAAAAACCUAUGGAGGAUUUCAAAAAAAGAGAAAAAAAAAACAAAUUUACUGGAAAAAGAAACCAACUUUCUUGUAGCUGGCGGAGUGGGAUCGUUCAUCCUCCACGUGUUUAUGCGCCGUUUUAGAGAAUCCGCGUGUAAAUAGAAACCAAAUGCAUAUUUAAUCAGCGAUGAUGUUAUUCUCUUAUUCCCAUUUUUGUUCCGAGGGAAUGACUCCUGUUCGGCUUCAUUUCAUGCUCAAUGACAGAUGUUUUGAUGUCUCUGUUUUCCGUAUUUGUAUCGCUCGAUUGUAUGGACAAACUUAUUGUAUUGUUACUGUUGCACAGUAUAAAACAUCUAAAUAAAAAACAUUUUACACUUAA
Messenger RNA from Amphiprion ocellaris (clown anemonefish), 3071 nucleotides. RefSeq names its product bmi1 polycomb ring finger oncogene 1a (gene bmi1a). The record is from RefSeq and is a predicted model, not a curated record. Gene Ontology annotation, molecular function: promoter-specific chromatin binding. Gene Ontology annotation, cellular component: PRC1 complex. Gene Ontology annotation, biological process: negative regulation of transcription by RNA polymerase II. Lineage: Eukaryota; Metazoa; Chordata; Actinopteri; Pomacentridae.